AUGGAUUUCCUCGAUAUGGUGCUCCAAGAGAGGCAUAUUCUAAAUCGGAAAGACUAUCCACUGCAAAACAGGAUUUUCGGAACUGCAAUACGAGCUAACCUGAUCAUAGCUGAUGCCGUGAUUCGAAUACCGCUCCUUACUAUCCAAACCAGCCAAGAAAUCAAUCAACAGCUUGAUCGAAUAAUCUCGAUCGAUCAGAAGAAGAAAGGAAUGGCCGCGAAUUUUCGAGCGGCAUGCUCCUUACCUGUAAAUGAAAAGGCUAUCCAAACUGAGACGUUCACGCUAGAAUGCUACUAG
This is a messenger RNA of Angiostrongylus costaricensis, 297 nucleotides long. The record is from the annotation of a GenBank genome assembly. Lineage: Eukaryota; Metazoa; Nematoda; Chromadorea; Rhabditida; Metastrongylidae.